AUGUCGAAGCGAACGAGCAGCGCCGUGACAAACGGCAGCGCCGCCAAGGAUGCCGGCAACUUCAACGCCCCGGCCUACGACAAGCAGAAGCUCCUCCUGUCUGCCGACACUGGCCACUUCUCUCUCAUCCGCGCCCUCCACCUCGCCGACGUCAUUACCUUGUGCAAUGCUGACAAGUUUGACCUGCCGUUCAUAGGUGCCUGCGGCGUCAUGUCCAUCUUCACCUCCCUUCGCUACUGCCUUGGCGACCCUGCGUCCGUAAACACGCUCUAUCUCGCCCUCUUUUUCCUGCCAUUUGGCUUGUUCUUCGACUUCAUGGACGGCAAAGUCGCGCGGUGGAGGAAGAAGAGCAGCAUGAUGGGUCAGGAGCUUGAUUCCCUGGCCGACUUGAUCUCCUUUGGCGUCGCUCCCGCUUCCGUGGCCUUCGCCCUCGGCCUACGCACCGCUGUUGACCAUGCCUGCCUGACCUUCUUCGUGCUUUGUGGGCUCACCCGUCUUGCUCGCUUCAAUGUCACCGUUUCGGUUCUCCCCAAGGAUGCGACUGGCAAGAGCAAAUACUUUGAGGGAACGCCCAUCCCCACGAGUCUCGGUCUCGACGCCGUCAUGGCCUACUUCAUUUCACAGCGCUGGAUUUUGCAGGACCUGCCUCUUGGAACAUGGCUCGCUGGCUCAGCCUUUGAAUUUCACCCCAUCGCCCUCAUUUUCAUCAUCCACGGAUGUAUGAUGACGAGCAGAAGCAUCCACAUCCCUAAGCCCUGA
Colletotrichum karsti is the source of this 759-nucleotide messenger RNA. RefSeq names its product phosphatidylserine synthase. Gene Ontology annotation, cellular component: membrane. The transcript is spliced from 4 exons. The coding region runs from base 1 to 759 and encodes 252 amino acids. NCBI's taxonomy places the organism in Eukaryota, Fungi, Ascomycota, Sordariomycetes, Glomerellales, Glomerellaceae. Gene Ontology annotation, biological process: phospholipid biosynthetic process. Gene Ontology annotation, molecular function: phosphotransferase activity, for other substituted phosphate groups. The record is from RefSeq and is a predicted model, not a curated record.